AUGGAUUCUGACGAUUCUGAUUAUCCUUCCAGAUAUAGUGGAUAUAGAAGUGACUCUGUCGACAGAGACACAUCUGGAGCAGCACAUUCAAAUCCAGCCACGGCGAAUAGUUCAACAAACGCAAGAAAUGCAGCCGAACAACGUGAUGCUAACAACGAAUCUAAUGCAGCUGCAACUCCAAGUAACGGGGACUCUACCAAUGUGACAGCUACCACGACAAAUGUACCUACCUCCGGAGUUGAGUCUAAUCUUACCACAAGAGAAUUUCAGACUUUUAUUAUUGAUCAACUGGUAAAGAUUCAAGAACAAAAUGAAAUCCUCAAACAGAAAGUCGAAACUUUAGAACAAGAACAAGAAGCAUACUAUUUGAACAAUGCAAAGAGGCUUGAAAGUGGAUUUAGGGAUAUCACCAAGUCUGUAACAGAGAUUUCGCAGUUAAAAAAAUUGUUUAAAGAAGUAGUAGGUAUCAUGUCCGGCGAAAGAUUACGAUUUUUGGAUCAUUCAGAUGAAAAUGCAGUAGCUCCUAUCAAUCGGACCAUAGGUCAAGAAGAAGGAGACCGUUAUGACCCUAACCUUGGGCGUACUGAGUCGGACUUUGAUAGAGGAGCUCAUGAUAGAUCUAUCCUGAUCAAUUCUGAAAGAGUGGUUGUGAAAAGGGAAACGGAUGGUGAAGAUGGAAAUUUACCUCUUUUAAGUAAUCAGAUAAGCCGAAAUCAUUACACUCAAAUGAGUUCAAUUCCUGAUAGGUAUGCCAUUAGUUUACCAGGUCGUAGACAUAACGCACCUAUAUCUAGGGCACAGAUUUUGGAAGAUGAACAUGGUAGAGAUUCUUUAAUUGCAGCUCAAGAACAAGGUGACAGAGAAAUGGAAAAUGCUAUUAGAACUGAUUUGUGGAAAAAUUACAGAAUGAACAUAGCUAUUCAGAGUGUAUAUGAUGUAGCGAAGGAGUACUACGAAGGGUUUCCAGGGAAACCAUCUCUUUUGCAAUUAGAAAGAAAAUUUGGAUCCACCUGGCGUAGACAACGUGGUCAAAGAGUUUUAUUUGCCAAGAGAAAAUGUAUUAUUAGUAAGAUCGAAAACAUUUUAAAAAAUCCUAAACAAUAUAACCUACCAGAAGGCAUAAAGAGGAACCAAGCUAUCAAGGUUUUAGAAAAUAUUAGGUUAGGGAAUAACCGUUACAAAGGUAACGUUUGUUUAAUGUCAAUAUCUCAAUUAUAUGAAUAUUUAUCAAGAAAAGAUGACAAAAUUGAGGACUAUUCGUUAAAUAUCAAACAGAGGGGUGUACCUAGAAGAUUAAUAUUACAGCGCCAAAGAGAAGAAACGAUGCAAAGGAAUUCAGAAAGUAACCAAUCUGCGACCAAUGAGCCAUCCACUGGAGAAUCUGAACAGAAUCUAGAGCAAGGGGCCAACCAAACUACAUCUGAUCAAAUUGCUCUGGGAAACGCCUCCACAAGUGUGAAUAAUGUUGGUUAA
Maudiozyma saulgeensis is the source of this 1473-nucleotide messenger RNA. Lineage: Eukaryota; Fungi; Ascomycota; Saccharomycetes; Saccharomycetales; Saccharomycetaceae. The record is from the annotation of a GenBank genome assembly.